AAAAAUCCAUUGAACCCCACACGCCAGCCUCCCGAUCCGACACCAAAGGAGAGAGCCGCCUCGCCUUCGUCUUCGUCUUCCCCCCGCCGCGCUCGUGCCCUCGCCUCGCCUCGCCUCGCCGAAACCCUAACCCUAGAAUCGUCGAUCGCCCGCGAGAGAGGAGGGGGAGGGGGACGAGGGGGAACCGCGCGUGAUGGGGAAGAAGAAGAAGCGCGUGGAGAAGGUGUUCUGCUACUACUGCGACCGCGAGUUCGACGACGAGAAGAUCCUCGUGCAGCACCAGAAGGCCAAGCACUUCAAGUGCCACGUCUGCCACAAGAAGCUCUCCACCGCCGGCGGCAUGGCCAUCCACGUCCUCCAGGUCCACAAGGAGUCCGUCACCAAGGUUCCCAAUGCAAAGCCUGAGAGGGAAUCAACAGAGAUUGAGAUCUUUGGGAUGCAAGGGAUUCCUCCAGAUGUGUUGGCCGCCCACUAUGGAGAAGAGGAAGACCCUUCAUCGAAGGUAGCCAAAGUGGAAGUGCCAUCGCUAAGGCCUCCUGUUAUGCCCAAUCCAGCGGGCAUGGUAUAUCCUCCACGACCGGCCUAUGGUGUAGCUCCACCUAUGUAUAACCCUGCACUGAAUCCAUUGAUGGCCAGACCUCCAAUCUGGCCUGCUCCACCUCCGCAACCUUGGUUUACACAACCAGUAGUUUCGGUUCCUCAAAUGGCUUCUGGGCUUGCACCACAACAGCCACUAUUUCCAAUUCAAAACAUGCCUGCUCCUAUGACAUCAGCACCUGCAAAUUUACUUCAGACUUCGUUCCCUAUGGCCCAUGUUGGAGUACCUUCACCUGUUACCCCUCAGGUGUCACAACCUCUCUUUCCUGUCAGUACAUCUGCUGGAAACGGUGCAGUAAGUUCUCCAUAUGUAGCAUCUGUUGCACCUGGAAGCAUCCCAACAAGCUCUCCAUCAGUUGCUCCUGCAGGAGUAGGAUAUGCAGCUACUAACCAAGGUACAGGAGGUCCAGCGGCUGUACCUCCACCCGCUUCUAAUAAUAAAGCACCAGCCACCCAACCUGGUGCAAAUGAAGUCUAUCUGGUGUGGGAUGAUGAAGCAAUGUCAAUGGAGGAAAGAAGAUUGUCGCUACCCAAGUAUCAGGUGCAUGAUGAAACUAGCCAGGUAAGUUCUGAUUUUUAUAAUUUUAUAUCUGUAAUAUUAAUGAUAUGUGAAAAAAACCAAGUUGAAGUUCAUGGGGAUGCUCUGAACUGGAAUAUUGUGUAAGUGUUCAUUCUAGGGUAUAGAGUAAAGUAAAAAUUUUAGGCACUUAUGAAUUGCAUGAUACGCCUUGUGUUCUAAAAUUGGGUUUCCAUCCCUUUAGUUUGUGCGUCAGAAAUUUCAUUUUGUUUCUGUUACAAUUGGUCCUGUAUUACCUUAGUAUUGCAUUCAAUAACAUUUGAAGACCAUUCACUGUGCUUUGAUUGCUUGUGCAUAAAGAGUAAAUACAGCAUAUCAGCUUGCUUUUGCACCAGCAUGAUGUGUCAAGUUCAUGUCGACACAUGUAGAGAAAUUUGACACGCUGCAAUUUGUAACCUCAGUAUUUGGUAUUAUAAGUAAUUCUUCUGAGCCCAUUAGCGUGAUAUGGGAGUUAAGACGAUUCUCUACCUUCAACCAUCUUUCUCUAAAUAAAUCAUAUUGAGAGUUUAUAUCCAGUCCUUCGCUAUUUCCCUAUGUUUUCUGGCAUCUCUUGUCUAGUGAUGACAAAUCCAUCAUAUGCUUUCCACCUUCAAAAUCUGUACUUUGCGUGCUGCUGAUCAACUAAAAAAGGAAUCUUGCGCAUCUUUGAUACUUCACUAUGUUAUUCUCAUUAGGUAGAAGGCACAAAUCCAGUCGUGUAUGUGCUGAAUGUUAGGGAUACUUCACUAAGAACAUACUUAAUUGUGAACUUUGAUAAGUGGGAUGUUAAGUUUGUCAAUUUUAGGCUUUUCCUGAACAUUAGAUAUCAAGUUAUCUAAUGUGUGUGGGAAUAGGAAAUAUUUUCCACUGGUAGUUGCACACUGAGAUGUUUCCUAUUAUAUUCUACCUUGCAUUUUCAUGGCAUAUCCUUGGUGAUUUCUUGCUGAUGUCGUGCACGUCAGGAGUUCCAAGUAGGUAUUUACAUUGUUCUACCUGCUAGUAAGUUUUUUACAAUCUGACAAAUCUCAUGGUGCUAAUUGACUUGAGGGUUAUCGGCCAAGCCCUGGACAGUUCACAAAUAUGUAUGUAUUGAUUUCAAUUGAGCAUCAUUAUUUUAUUGAUUACGAUUCACCACAUGCAAAUAUGGGUUUGUAACAAGAACUAGGUGGCUGAGCUUCUGCCAAUACCGUAACAUUUAUUGUAACUUAAUUUUGGUCGAGAUUGUGCCAAGAAUUUGGUUCCAGGUCAGCUUUCAUUUUGGCCCGUGAGCCUGGUACUUAUGUUCAAAGAGAAGAGAUUAACUGCUUUUUUUUUUUGUUCUUAAUCAUGCCAAUCAUAUCUAACACCGUCUCUCUUCUCCCACAAUGUGUGAACAGAUGAACUCAGUUGAUGCAGCAAUUGAUCGAAGAAUAUCAGAAAGUCGGCUUGCUGGACGCAUGGCCCUGUAAAACAAAUUGAACACAUGUCUCGUAAAUUGCCCCUAUGCAAUUCACUGACAUAUUCGCCUAUCUGGGCGAGCAUAGGAGUAGCGCCUACAGUCGGUGAUUCCCCGAUUCCUGUUCUCCAUUUGUUUAGCUAGUGACUGGAGGUACUGUGUGCAGUCAAAGGAAUAUGUUGUUCUGACUUGGAAAGCUUUGAAUGUAUCUUUCCACCCGAGUGAAGAUGUUAGUCUAGAACCCAUUUUCCCAUUGUCGCCUGAAGAAAAUGUGAUUUGUUGUCAACUCUGGAAAUCUCAUCAUGAAUUAGCAGAAUCAGUUUCAGAGGCAUGAUGUGUAUUCAUUAAUUUGAUGGCACAUGAGCGCCUACUAAUAAUAAUUUAUUGGUAUUGAUGCUAAA
Molecule: messenger RNA, 2989 nt
Organism: Oryza sativa Japonica Group (Japanese rice)
Lineage: Eukaryota; Viridiplantae; Streptophyta; Magnoliopsida; Poales; Poaceae
Product: protein SUPPRESSOR OF FRI 4
Biological process (GO): regulation of DNA-templated transcription
Cellular component (GO): nucleus
Molecular function (GO): DNA binding
Source: RefSeq, a predicted model, not a curated record